Anopheles aquasalis is the source of this 645-nucleotide messenger RNA. RefSeq names its product cyclin-dependent kinase inhibitor 1C-like. The record is from RefSeq and is a predicted model, not a curated record. Lineage: Eukaryota; Metazoa; Arthropoda; Insecta; Diptera; Culicidae.
AUGAAACUUUUGGUGAUUUUGGUCCUACCCUUGGCAUUGGUAUAUGCCGCUUCGGAGAAGCACUUACCGAGCCUCUCGGUAUUGAAUCAACCUCAACCGAACGAACAUCAUCCUGCAUCGCUGGCCACUAAAAAAGAGAAACGUGGGAUCUUUGGUCUUGGAGCAUAUGCUCCGGCUGCUCCAAUCUACGGGCACGGGUUUGCCCAUCACGCACACCAUCUGCUCCCGCAAGCGGAUCCUUUGGCUCCACUAGCUUUUGCCGCUCCUGCAUUGCCUGCCUUAGCCGGGCCUUACUUGGGUGCCCAUGCUCAUACGCACACGGUCGUAACGAAGAAGGUCGGAAUCCCAAUUCCUGCUCCAUAUGCCGUUCCUGUAGAAAAGCCGUACCCGGUACCGGUCAAAGUCCAUGUGCCAGUUCCGGUAGAUCGUCCUUUCCCAGUGGCCGUUCCGAAACCGUAUGCCGUUCCAGUCGAUCGCCCGUACCCAGUACCUGUUGAUCGUCCGUAUCCUGUUGCAGUACCGCACCCUGUGCCAGUUCCGGUUGUUAAACAUGUUGGAUACCCUGUGCAUACUCCGGUCGUUGUAGAAAAACCCGUGAUCGCAGCUGUUGGACCUGAUCCUUGGGCAAAUGGCCGGCUGUGGUAG